UUUAGAUCUUCCAAGAGACAUCAUGCAAUAUCACCGCACACAGUACCAUCUUGUGUGUGACUUGAGAAUGAUAUUGCAGAAAAUGUGCUCAGGAACAAUUGCACAAGGUUCUGGUUUUGGUAAAUACUGGUGCUGAGACUGUGAAUAAUUUUAGAGUUUGUCGAAGUAUAACAUAUGCCCUCAUUUGAUGGGAUCAUAUUGGAUUCCAUGAGAUCUUGGGCUAUUCCUAAACUGAAGAUCUCAUGAAGUGUUUCCUGAUUCUCUUCUCAAAGAUCAUUUUUUAUGAGGAUAAAAACUUCCAGGGUCGCUGCUAUGAGUGCAGCAGCGACUGCCCAGACCUGCACUCCUACUUCAGCCGUUGCAACUCCAUCCGAGUGGAGGGCGGCUGCUGGGUUCUGUACGAGCGCCCCAACUACAUGGGCUACCAGUACGUCCUGAACAGAGGAGAGUACCCCGACUACCAGCGCUGGAUGGGCUUCAAUGACAGCAUCAAGUCCUGCCGAGUUAUUAGAAAUAUCUAUGGAAAUGUGUACAAGAUAAGGAUUUAUGAGAGACCUGAGUUCGCAGGCCAGAUGGUGGAACACAUGGAGGACUGCCCUUCCGUUUUAGACACCUUCAAGUUCCGCGAGAUCAACUCCUGUGUGGUGGUCGACGGGGCUUGGGUGUUUUUUGAGCAACCCACCUACAAGGGGCGCCAGUACUUCCUGGAUCGCGGAGAGUACCGCCGCUGCACAGACUGGGGGGCCACCUCGCCCGCUGUCGGCUCUUUCCGCAGGAUCACAGAAUUCUAGAAUCCUGAAGAAUACUGCGCUCCCGGGAUCCCCCUGAGCCCGGGAAUUCCUAACAAAGAGCCGGAUCUUCAGAACUUGAAAAAUUCAGCAUUCAUCGCAUUAUAUUACAAUACCGCAAAUAAAAGCCUCUGAGAAGCA
Messenger RNA from Lepisosteus oculatus (spotted gar), 929 nucleotides. RefSeq names its product gamma-crystallin M2-like. Gene Ontology annotation, biological process: lens development in camera-type eye; visual perception. Gene Ontology annotation, molecular function: structural constituent of eye lens. NCBI's taxonomy places the organism in Eukaryota, Metazoa, Chordata, Actinopteri, Semionotiformes, Lepisosteidae. The record is from RefSeq and is a predicted model, not a curated record.